CUGAUCCGUCUGUCUCCUCAUCAGGUGCGGGAUGGACAAGAGGGACAAGGGCAGGGCAGGGGCCGCCACGCGGACGACGGCUUCUCGCCCUCCCAGCCUUCCCACUCCCAGGGCCCCAGGGUCUCCUCGACCCCCUCCCCCAGUAACCAGCGCGGCCCUCCGCGUCCUGGGAGCAGCGGGAGCUGCUGGGCGAGGGCCCCUGGCCGAGCGAGCUGGGGGUAUCCGGGCAGCCGCUCUCCCGGAGGCUGGACCCCGGGUGGGACCAACGCAGAGCGCUGGGACAGGCCUCCGGAGUCCAGCCUCCAGGCCCCCAGCUGCUGGGAGAGGGGAGCGGGCCCCUGCUAAGACCCCAGGCCCAGGCUCUAUCACUAGCCCGGGACGUGCCAGCGGGACCACCAGGCCAGGCUCUCUUGCGCAGAAAGGGCUUCGGCCCCCAGCUGAGGAACCCGUGACCAGAGGAAAAGCCCCAGAAACCCCCAGAAGGAGCGCGCUGAGCGCCGGGGCACGGAGAGACUCUUCCGGGCCCUCCCCAGGCGCCCCUUCCCCAGCCACCUCCCGUCGGUCCCGGGCUGCAGGCGCUGAAGUCGGUCUCCCUCGGGCAGCUCCGAGUGCCCGGCCGCGGCCUCCGACCGAGGCCCCCAGGAAAUCAGUGAGCAGUGCUCCGCAGCACGGUACCGCAGAGCCGAGCCCCGCCGCCAGGAGGCGACCCACUGCUGGUGGAGGCCUCCAGAAGCCAGCCUCGCGCCCCUUGGGCUCCAGCGCCACUCCUCUGUCCUCCCCCGCCCGCCCCGGGGCCUCGCCGGGUGGAACACCUCGGGCUCUGGGGCCUCCCUCGCAGCCCAAGUCGAAAGGGCUGCAGGCUCUGCGCACCCCCCAGUCCACACCCCCAAGGAAGGGAGCAACUCCCGUGCUGGGUCUUUCUCCUCCUUUAGCCACGCCCUCUCAGCCGGGCUCGAAGGCACAGCUGGCACCGCCUCCGCACAUCACAGGCACUUCUCUGCCUGACACGCUCCCUCCCUCUCCACCGACCACGCCCCCUUCCCAGUCCGCAACCGGCCCUUUGGCCACACCCCUUUCACUAGCCCCUCCUCCCUCUGCUCCACUCCCUCAGCAGACCCUUCCCUCUCCGCCGGCUACUCCCCCUUUGCAAGCCCCACCCACACACCUGGGUACCUCCUUUUUGGAGGCAUCCGCUUCUCCCACAACCACUUUUCUGGCUUCAUUCUCUCCAUCAUUGUCACCCCCUCCGCAGAUUAUGCCCCCAAGCCAGGCUUCUCCAGCUUUGACCCCUCUUCUGACUCCCCCCUCUCCCUUAGCCACACCUCCUUUGUUGGCUCCUGGACCACCAGCCACGGCCCCUCUACCAGCCAAGGCCCCUCUACAAGCCUCUUUUACUCAAGCGACAUCUCUGCUGAACCCGCCCUCUCCCGAAGCCACACCCCCUCUGCAGGGCCUUUCCACUUUGACUACCACCCCUCCACUGGCCAGUGCUUCCCUAUCUCCUCCCCCUCUUCAGGCCACGCCCUAUACAGUGACCACGCCUCCCACGCAGGACACAUCUCUGGCCACACACCCUCCGCAAGUCUCUCCCUGUCCUCUGACCACCCUCUCUCUGCAGGGUCCUCCCCUGUGCUCUCCAUAUCCCUUGACCUCACCAUCUCUGCAGGCUGCACCCUCUCUCCUGGCCAUGCCCCCUCCACAGACCCCACCUCCUCUGGCCACACCCCCUCUACAGGCCCCUCCCUCUCCGACCCGGCUCCCUAUACAGGCCCCACCUUCUCUGGCCUCACCGUCUCUGCAGGCCCCACCCUCUCCCGCCCCUCCCUCUCCCCUGGCCACACCCUCUCCGCGGGCCCCUCCCUCUCCCCUGGCCGCACCCCCUCCGCGGGCCCCUCCCUCUCCCCUGGCCGCACCCUCUCCGCGGGCCCCUCCCUCUCCCCUGGCCACAUCCUCUCCGCAGGUUCCACCUUCCCUGGCCUUGCCUCUUCUGCAGACGUCUACGCUCCCUUUGCAGGCCCCGCCCUCUCCCCUGGGCACGCCUCCUCAGGCUCCACCUUCCCUGGCCUUGCCUCCUCUGCAGGCCUCCGCUCUCCCUUUGCGGGCCCCUCCCUCUCCCCUGGCCACGCCCCCUCAGGCUCCACCUUCCCUGGCCUUGCCCCCUCUGCAAGUCCCUCCCUCUCCCCCGGACUCACCCCUUCUGCAGCCCCCACGCCGCCCCCCGACCCCAGGUCCGGAUGCCCCGAUCCCGGGCCCCCGGCUGACCCUGGCGCUGGCCCCGGCUCCGCCGCCACCGCCCUCGCGCAGCCCGUCCAGUACGCUGAGCGGCCCGGAUCUGGCGGGCCACAGCAGCAGCGCCACCAGCACGCCGGAAGAGCUGCGCGGCUACGACAGUGGGCCCGAGGGCGGCGCCGCGGCCUCCCCGCCCGGCGACGCGGAGCUCGCCGCCUGCCACCCGGCCUCCUGGAGCCGAGGUCCCGCCCCGCCGCUGGCGGUCCGCAGCACCCCAGGAGCGUCCCUGCCUUGGCCUCCUGCUGCCGGGUCGGGCUCCGCUGACGGCCUAUGCACCAUCUACGAGGCUGAGGGGCCCGAGUCGGCGAGCCCCGCCCCAGGCGCACUGGAUCCGGGCCCCGGCCCCGGCGCGGGUAGUGGGAAGGUGGUAGCUGGAGCAGGGGCGGCGGCGGCCUCGCGUGGCGCGAAGCCGGCGCGCCUGGGCGAGCUGCCGCUGGGGGCGCUGCAGGCGAGCGUCGUGCAGCACCUGCUGAGCCGGACGCUGCUGCUCGCUGCGGCCGAGGGUGCUGCGGGCGGCGGCGGCGGCGGCCCAGGGGGCGCGGGAGCUGGUGGCGUCGCGGGGGGCGCCCGGACUGCGCUCAGCGACGCCGAACUGGGCCGCUGGGCUGAGCUGUUGUCUCCUCUGGACGAGUCGCGCGCCAGCAUCACCUCGGUCACCAGCUUCUCCCCGGACGACGUGGCUUCCCCGCAGGGUGACUGGACGGUGGUGGAGGUGGAGACCUUCCACUGAGCCAGACCCUUAGCCCCGCGCACGACACCCCUUCCCUGCUUUAGGACCCGCCCCUCCGGUUAUGCCUCUCUUAGACUGCCCGCCUGCCCUCCUCCGGGAGUCUGGCUCCCGGUGGAUUGGACAUAGCCCCCGGAGGCCUAGAUUUGGGGCCAGGCUCGCGUCCCACCCACGCCUCUGGCCAAGGUCUUUCCCCUCGAGUUCUGCCCCCUUGGCCUGGACGCACUCCCGCUCCCCUCGAGCCCCGCCCCCUCCCUGGCCUAGGCCCCACCCCAUGUCCUGAGUGUUGUCUACCAUGUGUCGCCCGAGUUUGCAAUAAAGCCGGGGACACUGCA
Callorhinus ursinus (northern fur seal) is the source of this 3351-nucleotide messenger RNA. The record is from RefSeq and is a predicted model, not a curated record. Lineage: Eukaryota; Metazoa; Chordata; Mammalia; Carnivora; Otariidae.